Molecule: messenger RNA, 1035 nt
Organism: Suillus subaureus
Lineage: Eukaryota; Fungi; Basidiomycota; Agaricomycetes; Boletales; Suillaceae
Exons: 8
Coding region: 1-1035 (344 amino acids)
Source: RefSeq, a predicted model, not a curated record
AUGUCUCCUCAUGCCAGGGCAAAGCAGAAAAUUGCCACCCUCAUGGAGGAAGUCGAACUUUUGAAGCAGGACAAGGCAACAAAACAAUGUAGGAAGACAACUUAUUAUGUUUCUCAGGGACAAGCAAUUCAUCAUAUGGUUGUACUAUACACACCCAUAGAGGAUCUGGUUGCUGAAAAUGAUCGGCAAUGUGAAGAAAGUGACAUGGACUGCACCAAGGACUAUAUCGAACUCGCUAAGACAUUACCAUGGUUUCAUGAUAAGCUAGCAAGUUUUGACCAUGAGGAGUCAGAGGACAUGCUCAAAAAGCUCAAGCAAGGCGUGGACUCAGCUCAUGGCGAUGACACGGGAACUCUCAAAGAGCUUGUGGCUUCAUGGGUGAACAUUGAGUGUCAUCCCACCCCGCUCAUCAGGACCAAUGACAAACACCAUCGAGGUUUCACAAGUGAUGCAUGUGGUAAACUGCUCUGUCCAGCAGAAUGGUGCUGGGAUGAUCUGGUUGUCAGGGCUGGCAUUCAUGACCAUACCACUGCUUUCAUUGUUUCAGAGAAUUCAUGGCCCUCAUUCAUGUAUGAAAACUAUGAAGCUGACACCAAGAAUCUGGAGCAUGGUCUCAUGAAGUUGAAGCUGCUAGUUAGGCAUCACAGGGGUUCAAGGCUAUCUUCACUUCUCCCUCCUCUGCCAAUGAAGUUGAUGGUGAAGAUGAUGACGCUGAUAUCCUUGAGAACAACCGACAUGCCCAGAGAUGAUCAGAUCAAGAUCCAAUUUGCACUUUCUAGCAUUACCUCCUGGCGCACUGUAGAUGGAGACUUCAACUAUCAGAUUUUCUGGAACAACAUCAUAGACUUAUUUGAGGAUGCCCCAGGUCCAGCUGUGCGAGCCAGGAUGACUAACCUUCUUGAGUGGUGGACCAGAAAGGUCUUUGGCAGAAACCAUCAGGAAGAUCUGACAUCAGACAUUGUUUCCCAAAUGUCUGUCAGUGCUCUUGCUGCCCAGAGACAGCUGAUUGAGGAUGCUGCAUUUGACCCUGAAUAA